AUGAGCUCUCAAUUUUGCGCCAGGAACUUGCUAACAAGCUGCUCAAAAGUUUUUACGGCAGAGCGCAACAACGCAUGGAGAGCAAGUUUGGGUAAAAUAAGUCGUCGAGACUAUCUUCACAGAUAUCAAGUCAAAUUCAUCCGUCCCGAUGGAUCGACUAUUAUGGUGCCGGCCAGUGAACCAAGACAGACAUUCCAAUCGGCGAUCGAUUUGAAACAACUCAGCGAAGACGAACGACGACAGAGACUGGCGGCACGCAAACCGAAGGCUAAGAUUACCAAGACGGAAGUUAUCGAUGACACCUUCGAUGAGAGCGAGUAUAUGAAGUUUUGGUCGGCGUCGGGAGCACAGAAGACGUCGAAAAAUUAG
Molecule: messenger RNA, 369 nt
Organism: Caenorhabditis remanei
Lineage: Eukaryota; Metazoa; Nematoda; Chromadorea; Rhabditida; Rhabditidae
Exons: 4
Coding region: 1-369 (122 amino acids)
Biological process (GO): translation
Cellular component (GO): mitochondrial large ribosomal subunit
Molecular function (GO): structural constituent of ribosome
Source: RefSeq, a predicted model, not a curated record